Enterobius vermicularis (human pinworm) is the source of this 732-nucleotide messenger RNA. The record is from the annotation of a GenBank genome assembly. Lineage: Eukaryota; Metazoa; Nematoda; Chromadorea; Rhabditida; Oxyuridae.
AUGGACAGUGACACUCAGACGGAGCUUUUAAAGCAGUUUGUUAGCAGUUGUAAAAGGAAUCCCGGUAUUUUACACCAACCGCGAUUUGCGUUCUAUAAGGAGUACCUAGAAAGUCUUGGUGCUAAGAUUCCUCCGGCGCCUGCAGCGGAAGAAGAGUCAAAAAAACAGUCUGAAGGAAAUGAACCGUCGAAGGAACAGGUCGAAGAGGAAGAUACUGCAGAGGAUUUACCGCCACUAGACCUGGAUAUGACUGGGGUUAUUGAAGGUGAGGAAGAUGAACCACUGUCGAUGGGUGAUUCCAAUAAAGAGCCAUCUGAAGAAGAUAUGGAAAAAGCAAACGAAUUUCGUAGCGCAGCAGCUGCUGCUUAUUCAGAGGGUGACUAUGCUAAAGCUGUUGAGAAUUAUACUGAAGCCAUCAAACUAAAUUCCAGUUCAGCGAUAUUACAUGCUAAAAGAGCCAGUGUUCUUCUACAAAUGAAUAAGCCUAAUGGUGCAAUCAGGGAUUGUAGUAAGGCUAUUGAGCUGAAUCCUGAUUCUGCCUUAGCAUACAAGUUCCGCGGUCGUGCAUAUAGGUUAUUGGGUAAGUUUUUGGAAGCUCAUCACGACUUGGCUACUGCUUGUAAACUUGACUAUGAUGACACCGCAAAUGAGUGGUUAAAGGAGGUUGAGCCCAAUCGACUGUAUGACAUUUUUAAAACCUUCAAAACUCAAUCACUUGAUAAUUCUGAAUAA